This is a messenger RNA of Didymodactylos carnosus, 1626 nucleotides long. NCBI's taxonomy places the organism in Eukaryota, Metazoa, Rotifera, Eurotatoria, Philodinida, Philodinidae. The record is from the annotation of a GenBank genome assembly.
AUGGGUGGUCCGAGGCACCAAGACAAAACAAUUUUAAUAGCUCUCAUUUUUACAUUGCUCGUUAUCUAUUGCUUCUAUAUUAAUCAAUUUUACGAUUUUUUCAUUAAACUCAAAAUACCUGGUCCUGAACCUCAAUUUUUUAUGGGUAAUUUUUGGGAAAUAAUUAAAGCGCGUAGUACCUCAUUUCCAUUAAAGGCGUGGACAGAAAAAUAUGGUAGUUUAUAUGGCUAUUUCGAAGGGCAUACACCAAUGUUAGUGUGUUCUGAUCCUGAUAUACUACAAGAUGUAUUUAUUAAGCAGUUCUCAAAUUUUCAUUCACGUCGACUUUUUCCAACGGAAGAACUCGGCUCAAGAAGUAUUAAUUUAUCUAACGCUAUUGGUCUUCGUUGGAAACGGCAGCGAUUAGUCAUUAAUCCAACAUUUUCAUCAAUAAAAUUGAAACAAAUGUCACCACUGAUGAAUUCCUGCAUUGAUCAACUAAUGCAUAACUUAGAAGUAGAAUAUCAAAAGAAAACAGCAUUUGAUAUCUAUACAUUGUACAAGAGACUAACAAUGGAUGUGAUAUGGACGUGUGGAUUUGGUGUUGACACCGAUAUGCAAAAUAAUCCGGACAAUCCAUAUCUCACUCAUUCUCUACGUGUAUUUUCAGAUGAUCAGAACAAUCAAUUGCUUAUUUUACUCGCAUUACUCAUUAAAGAAUUAGACUUUAUAUGGAUAGGCCUCCUUGCCAUCGAAAAUAAUAUGCGAUAUUGGAUACAGAAAUAUUUGCCAUUUAUGGGAGCAUACUUCGAUGAAGAGCCAUCGGCAUGGAUUCUAAAACGUGUGGAACAAAUUAUAAAACAGCGAAAAGAAUCUGAUGUCCAACGAAAUGAUCUAAUGCAGUUGAUGCUGGAAUCGGCCACAGACAAAGAAAUCAAGGACUCGGGGAGUUCGCUUACUCACAUCGGCGCUGAAGGUGUGGCUAUGGUUAAAAAGAUUACAUUAAAAGAAAUAUCGGCUAACAUUUACUUAUUCAUGAUUGCCGGCUAUGAGACAACAGCAACAGCUUUAGCUUACUGUACAUAUGCGUUGGUCACACAUCCACAUGAACAGUACAAAUUACAAGAGAGCAUUGAUCAACAUUUUGACCCAGAAAAUGAUUGUGUCUUACCUGAUUAUGAUACUGUUGCUAAUAUGGAAUAUCUUGAUUGGUUCAUCAGAGAAACGUUAAGAUUCUAUCCGAUCGCACCUGUUGCUGUUAAUCGUGUAAGUUCUGAACCAUUUGAAAUUAAAGAUGUUGGCACUAUACCAGCUGGUACAAACAUCUGCAUAGAUAUGUACAGUUUGCAUUUUAAUCAAAAGUUGUGGGGACCUGUCAACGUUAAUACAUUUUAUCCUGAACGUUUUAGAACAAAACGACAUCCUAUGGCAUGGAUGCCAUUCGGAGCUGGACCAAGAAAUUGUGUAGGAAUGAAAUUUGCUUUGACCGAAAUGAAAAUAGCGUUAGCUCGUCUAUUAAAAACAUAUUCAGUAGUUAAAUGUGAUACGACAGAGAAAUAUUUUGAACUAAAAGAAUAUAUUUGUAUUCAUCCGCAGAAAAUGAUGAUUAAUUUGCAACGGCGCGAUGGACCACAACAUGCUGAAUAG